Molecule: messenger RNA, 1775 nt
Organism: Hypoxylon fragiforme
Lineage: Eukaryota; Fungi; Ascomycota; Sordariomycetes; Xylariales; Hypoxylaceae
Product: peptidase family M48-domain-containing protein
Exons: 3
Coding region: 210-1565 (451 amino acids)
Biological process (GO): CAAX-box protein processing
Cellular component (GO): endoplasmic reticulum membrane
Molecular function (GO): metalloendopeptidase activity
Source: RefSeq, a predicted model, not a curated record
AGUGGAGUCUGUGUGGUGUGUGUGUGUGUGCCACAGCCACAAAGUCAUCUCACCAGCCACGUUGACGUCGGACCUGACACGGUUUCUCCAUCAAUGAUGAGACUCUGGAGCUUAAGUAUUUCGCUUACACUUCGCGUAGAAUUCUUUCCAAGCUACUUGAGACAGAUUUCUAUGUUCCCAUCACGACCGAAAUAUUUCAUCUCGGCAGGAUGGACAUACUUCAGCGCCUAGCUCGGUUCUUAGACCGACCCCUCUUCCCGUGGAAGAAGCUCAUCAUUGGCUUCUCCGUCGCCCAGUAUUGUUUCGAAGAGUUCUUGUCUUUUCGACAGUAUGGUGUCCUUCAGAAAACAAAGCCCCCUCAGGUUCUAGCGAAAGAAGUUACUCAAGAUGUCUACGAUAAAAGUCAGGAAUAUGGUCGAGCGAAAGCCAAGUUUGGAUUCGUUCGCGGUCUCUGGGGUCAAAUCCAAAAUAUUGCCUUCAUUCACUUUGAUGUUCUCCCGAAACUAUGGUCUUGGACUGGCAGUCUCCUCCGCUUUGCACCUGCUGGGUUUACCGGCGAGAUUUCACAUUCAAUUGUCUUCGUCCUUACGUUCAUUCUAAUCCAACAAGCACUGUCUCUGCCUGCAAACGUAUACCACACCUUCGUCCUAGAAGAGAAAUUUGGGUUUAAUAAGCAGACGCCAAAGCUGUUCAUCACGGAUAUGAUCAAAUCGAACCUUCUCGCCUUCGCCUUCGCACCCCCAAUUCUUGCUGGUUUCCUUAGUAUUGUGAAGAAGACUGGUACUCAGUUUGUUACAUAUUUAUGGCUCUUUACCGCUGUCCUUCAGGUUUUCAUGAUCACGGUCUACCCCAUUUUCAUUCUGCCGCUUUUCAACAAGCUUUCUCCGCUACAAGAAGGCAAGUUGAAGACUCAGACCGAGGAACUGGCAAAGAAAUUAAAGUUUCCCCUCCAUGAGCUGUUCGUCAUCGAUGGCAGUAAGCGCAGUGCGCACAGCAAUGCUUACUUCUUCGGUCUUCCAUGGAAGAAGCACAUUGUCAUCUACGAUACCCUGAUUGAGAAAAGCAACGAAGAGGAGGUUGUCGCUGUUCUUGCGCAUGAACUAGGACAUUGGAGCCUCGGCCAUACUACCAGACUUUUUGGCAUUUCACAGAUCAACGUUUUCUACAUCUUCAGCUUGUUCUCUGUCUUCGUCAACAACGCCUCCCUCUACGCGGACUUCGGAUUUACUAAGGAGCAUCCCAUCAUCAUUGGGUUCAUUCUGUUCUCUGAUGCAUUGGCUCCGAUGGAUCUCGUGAUCAAGUUACUCAUGAACAUUAUGAGCCGUCGGUUCGAGUUCCAGGCAGAUGAAUUUGCUCGCAACUUGGGCUAUAAGGCUGAAUUAGCUUCUUCGCUUAUUAAACUCCAGAUCCAGAAUCUUAGCACAAUGGAUGCAGACUGGAUGUAUGCGAGCUAUCACUUCUCCCACCCUAUUCUUUCCGAGAGAUUGAAGGCUUUGGAAUGGACACCAAUCCAAAAGGUGUCAGAGGAAGAGAGUGUUGAAAAGGCCAGUGGGCGAGAACUUUAGACAUCAAGUACUUAGGUAUAUAGUGCGUGUUCUCAAUCCGAAUAUACGUAGCUAGAUGUACAGUCAGAUACCUACAUGAGUAGAUACCGUUAGGAGAUGAUGAAAUAUGGUUCUACACGCACUCAGUUUCAAAUCUUAGUCGGAACCAUCAACAUCAAUUGUACCAAUACCAAUACCAGCAGCCAGACCGUGAAUUUGAUUGAUACAUAG